AUGUCAUGGGACAUCUUCUGCUGCAUCUGCUCUUCGUGCUUCAUUGCGUGCAUUGUGCGGCAGUCGAACGCCGGCCAAGCCCAGUGCGAGUCCCUGCUCGAGUACGAGAACACACCCUUCCGGCUCUCCUGCGAGGCCAAGUACAGCAGGAGCCUGAAGCUGCACUAUCGCGACAGGAGGAUCCGCACCGACACGCCCUACCGCGUGUGGGUCCGGGGGGAUCCGCGCAGACACAUCGAGCUGCUGAUCACUCUCCACAAGUCGCCUCUGUGGGACUGUGGCAGCGUGAGGUGCAGCGCCAACUGGCUGCACUGCCACUGCCAGCACUCGUACGGCAUUGGCAUUGCCAUCAGGCCCGAUAGCAUCUUCUGCUACAAUUUCAACUUCUCGUACGUGGGCGAACUGCAAAGCGAGUGUGGCAUGAAGCCCCUCAGAGUCGACUUCGUGGCCAUUCACUAUGGUGUGUGGUAUCGGGACGCUGGUCGGAUCUCAUCGUCGGGGGCUGGACGUCUCAAGUGGGCCUUGUGGAGUGCCUGAAGCCGGAGCUGU
Drosophila persimilis is the source of this 549-nucleotide messenger RNA. RefSeq lists its product as uncharacterized. NCBI's taxonomy places the organism in Eukaryota, Metazoa, Arthropoda, Insecta, Diptera, Drosophilidae. The transcript has a single exon. Bases 1 to 537 code for a protein of 178 amino acids. The record is from RefSeq and is a predicted model, not a curated record.